GGGUUCGCCUCGGCUCCUCGCAUUCUCUUGCUCACCCAGCCUCGGCGCAACAUCCCACGGAUACAAGACUCCGACACCGCACCGGGACUCGCAGCGCUAACUCCCGCCUGUGCAACCCCAACCAGAGCUCGCCUGGACCCGGCUAGGGCUCCGCCGAAUCUCCGCUAAACUCACAUCACAUCCCUUCGACCGCGAAAGGCUUGUACUAUUUCACCAGAAAACACUUAUAACCACACUCUAACAGCACUUAAAGACUGUCCGUAUAUAUUUACACAAAUAUAUAUUGGCGACAUCCACGAUUUAUAACCUUUUCUUAAAAAAGAAAAAAACUAAUUGAGUGGAACUUUCUUUGGUCGAAGAUUUGUUUUAACCUGUAACAGACCGCCUGGAAAGCUAAAGAAAGACUCAUUGCACUUUAUGUGAUUUUUAUGAGGGAGAAGUUCUGAAACGCUAAUUUCUCUUAAAAAAAAAAGAAAACAUUGUCUGAAAUUAAGGGGAGAAAUAUUUCUGCUGGAUUGUAGGUUGCUGAAGUUGCCUUCGUGAUGACUCCGGUCUCCUUCCUACGUUCGCUUCUCGUCCUGAUCUUGGCUCUGUUUUCGGCAAAUGCUAGUAACUGGCUGUAUCUGGCCAAGCUGUCGUCGAUCGCCAGCAUUCAGGAUGAGGAGACGUGCGAGAAGUUGAAGGGUUUGAUAAACCGACAGAUCCAGAUCUGCAAGCGGAACGUGGAGGUGAUGGACUCGGUGCGGAGGGGAGCGGAGCUGGCGAUUGAAGAGUGUCAGCAUCAGUUCAGAAACCGACGCUGGAACUGCUCCACUGUCGACACGCUGCCUGUAUUCGGCAAAGUGGUCACACAAGGAACACGAGAAGCAGCUUUUGUCUAUGCAAUCUCGUCUGCUGGAGUGGCCUUUGCUGUUACUCGCGCCUGCAGCAGCGGUGAGCUGGAAAAGUGUGGCUGUGAUCGUACAGUCCAUGGAGUGAGUCCUGAUGGUUUCCAGUGGUCAGGCUGUUCAGAUAAUAUUGCAUACGGCGUUGCCUUUUCCCAGUCUUUUGUGGAUGUAAGGGAACGAAGUAAAGGAGCUUCUUCGAGCAGGCCACUAAUGAAUCUGCAUAACAAUGAGGCAGGAAGGAAGGCCAUUCUGAACAACAUGAGAGUGGAAUGCAAGUGUCACGGGGUUUCGGGAUCGUGUGAAGUGAAAACCUGCUGGAAAGCCAUGCCUCCAUUCAGGAAAGUGGGCAAUGUGCUGAAGGAAAAAUUCGAUGGUGCCACCGAAGUCGAGCAAAGGAAAGUCGGUUCCACGAAAGUCUUGGUGCCCAAGAAUUCACAGUUUAAACCCCACACAGACGAGGACCUCGUGUACCUCGACUCGAGCCCGGAUUUCUGUGAUCAUGACAUUCGGAACGGGGUCCUGGGAACCUCCGGGAGGCAGUGCAAUAAGACAUCCAAGGCCAUCGAUGGUUGCGAGCUCAUGUGUUGUGGCCGCAGCUUCAACACGGAGGAGGUAGAGAUUGUGGAGAGGUGCAGUUGUAAGUUCCACUGGUGCUGCUUCGUCAAGUGCAAGCAGUGUCGUAAAGUGGUAGAGAUGCACACAUGCCGGUGAUGAGAACCAUUACAGGUCAGCCAAGGCAAACACAGGUCAAUCCCCGUGCGGGGGACUAGAACACUCCAGCAAUUCCAAGAAGACAGAUAGAGAGAAAACACUAUUUAAGAUGUCCCAAAGGAUCCUUGUUUUAUUUUUUUUAAUUUAUUGCUGACUAACAAAGAUCUGGAGGUACUUCUCCACGGACUGUUACUGCUCUGGUUGAACUUACCUCUCUGUUACUGAUGCUGCUUAUAAAGGAACAAAGGGGUGGAACAAGGAGGCAGAAAAUGGUCUGGUUUGACACUGGUAUUAUUGCACAGGCCUGUUCUGGAAUUGAUACCUCUUCAGUUGUACACUGCUAUCUUACAAACAUAUCUGGUUUAGAACUCACUUCACUAUGUCUCCAAUUCUCCAUUAAUUCCUGCUGUCCUCUGAUCAUGUUAACGUUACCUCCAGCUGCCAGCAGACCCUGCCGAUGAUCGUGCAGUCCAGGCGAUCUGGCUUGUCCUGUAACCUCUCCAUCCAUUCACCAGCCUUGUGAUUGUCUCCCGUUGCAUAGCGAUGCCUCUCGCAGAACUCCAGUGGUCUCCGGAUGACUCAGUAUGUCAAUACCUCCAAACUGCGUACAUUCCAAACUUGUCAUUACAAGCCUUCACACAGCUCCCAACAGCUUGCAGUGACUGGCACAUCGUGGUUUCCCCCACAAGCAUGUGUGUGUGAUUUUACUUUGUAACAGAGAAGACAGCACUAUACCGUCAAUAAUUAAUUUAGAUGGUACCAAUUGUAACAUAAUGUAUAGAGUCGGUGAAACAGAAACAGACCAAAUACAGAGAAAAAGCCUUAACAGGCUGAAAUGCACGCUGGACAGACUAACAGAAUGUAUUAUAACAGUAUUCUGAAUAUUUCAGUUACAAAUAGACUAUGUCAAGAUGAAAUGAAUCCUGGAAGAUUCUAUCUCAAACAAUGCUUCUAGUACGAUGUAAAGCACAGUACAGUUCAGCCUGUUCAAUGAUCCUAGUGUUCAUGUAUUGUUGACCAUGUUAUCUGGACAGAAAUUUGUGCUACAGAUUUUAAAGAUCUAGAAUCCUAAUUUUUGAUCAUCUGCAGUUGUUCUUGUGCUGGAGUUACCUUUUCUCUUCUUUCUUCUAUAUGUACAUGUGCAUCACUUUAGACCAAUGCGAAACUUACACCAAAAGGGACAGAGUGCCUCUAAGAAUUAGACUUUGAGCUGGGUCUAAAUCCACUAAGUUAACUGCUGACUGUCAUUGUGUUUGGGCACUUAACCAAGUUGCUAGUGAGUGUGGGCCCACAGCACUAAACCACCAACCA
Messenger RNA from Rhincodon typus (whale shark), 2909 nucleotides. It is a transcript of the gene wnt4, whose product is annotated as wingless-type MMTV integration site family, member 4. The record is from RefSeq and is a predicted model, not a curated record. The transcript is spliced from 5 exons. Gene Ontology annotation, cellular component: extracellular region. Gene Ontology annotation, biological process: canonical Wnt signaling pathway; multicellular organism development; cell fate commitment. Bases 543 to 1598 code for a protein of 351 amino acids. Lineage: Eukaryota; Metazoa; Chordata; Chondrichthyes; Orectolobiformes; Rhincodontidae. Gene Ontology annotation, molecular function: cytokine activity; frizzled binding.